AUGACCAUGAGUGAAGAAAAUCAACCUCAAUCAUCAUCACGCUGCUCUUCCCCGACUUGUUCCCUUAAUGAUUCAGCAUCCUCCUCAAUAACAAUGGCAACAGUAUCAUCGGUGGUGACUAAGAGUGAUCUGAUUUUGAAUAUUGCUGUUGGGAAUAAUUUUGGAGAAGAAGAAGAAGAGCGAGCAAGUGUUGUACAGAAUAACUAUUAUUCAACUCCCUUACAUACACAUCGAGAAAGUGGGUUGAUAUCGAGUGCAGUUCCCUUCACUACUUCACCUCAACAUUGUUCAUCAUCAACAUCGAUUAAGAGAAUGGUUCAGAUCAAUAUUAGUUCGGAGGUUACAUUGGGACAAAUGAAGAGGUGUCUCACGAAUGUUAUGGCUUGUGAUAUUCAUGCUGUAUUUGUGAGAGUCCUGUGUUCGAGAUGUGAAAAUUCAUAUACACUUCUUGGUGAGACCAAUAAGCUCUAUCUUACUGAUCAAUAUUCGGAAAAAACAAAACUCUCAUUCAGUAAGGGAGUUGAAAUUGAAUAUAAUUUUGAAAUGUUGAAUUCUAUAAGAUUGGAGUUGUAUGGUUUUGCAGCAGUUACUUUGAGAUCAUCCAUUGAUUAUAGUGCAUCAUAUAGUGAGGACGCCAAGUUUAUUGGUUUUUCAAGAGAUAUUGAACUGAUUCAUAUUGUGAAUGGUAAACAAUCAAAAAUUGAACUGUACUCUGGGAGAGAGACACUGAUAUCGAGUUUAAAUUUACAAAGCGAUCUCUACUAUGAGAUUGGUAACAAUCAAGAAUUGAGAGAUUUGAUAGAAUCAACCAAACGAUGUGACCUUGCCGAGUUGGAGACAUUAUUGACAGAAGUGCCACCAACCAUUUUCACGGAAACAAACAUGAUCACUUUCAAAUGUAGAGCUAUGGGAUUGGAUAGGAAAGAUAUAUUCGCUCUCAGUGACCCUUUUAUUGUGAUUUUGAAUGAUGAAAAGGAAAUUUUCAGGAGUGAAGUUAUUAAGAAUAUGCUCGAUCCUGAAUGGAAUAGUUUUUCGAUAUCUUCAUCCAAGCUUUGUGAAAAUGACUAUAACAAACAAUUGAAAGUGAGAUGCUAUGAUUGGGAUUUAAUAUCUAGUAAUGACCUCAUUGGAGAGUUUUACUUUACUAUUCUCCAAGUACUCAAUGGAAAUAAGCUCUAUGAAAUUAUAGAGCCAAACCUUGCCAGAAAGAAAAAGGGAUACAAACACUCUGGCAUCUUUCAAUUUUUACAUGUGACAGAGUUUAUGGGCAAUGAGGAGAGUAAAAAUCCAGAAAGAAUAAUCUAUGAAAAGAUGAUAUGUUUAAAGAAGAAUAAGGAGCUACUCUUCAUGGAUUAUAUAGAAGAUGGAUUCAAUCUCUCUCUACACUUUGCAAUUAGUUUCAGUAAGGAAAAUUCUUCAUUACAUUUUCAAGGUAACAAGAAUACCUAUGAAAGAGUUUUGAAAACCUUUGGAAGAGUAUGCGAGUGUUAUUGUGAUACUGAAUUUUCCAUGUAUGGAUAUUCAGCAAUCCAAAGAACAGCAAGUUCUCCUCAACAACAGCCAUUCUUUACCUUAGACGACAUGUAUAUAAAUUCAAUGAAAUUUACAGGAUACGAGAGAGCAAUUAAUACCUACCGAACAGGUUUGCAAAAUAUUGAUUUUGAUGAAUUAUCAAAUGUGAGAAAUCCAAAAACUAAUCUCAAUUUUAGAAAUGAUGAUUUCUAUCACUUGAUUAAUCAUGUUUCGAACAAUGUGGAAGAAAAUGAGAAAACCUACAAGGUUCUUGUUAUCAUGAUUAAUGGAGAUGAUAUUGAGCUACAAAGAACUGUUGAUGCACUUGUCGAUUGCAGUUCUAAACCCAUAUCAAUAAUAAUACUAGGAGUUGGAUCCUGUUCCUUCUCCUCCUGUAAAAUUCUAUUCAGCAAUAACCAAUUUCAACAUGGCUCAACUGGAAAGAAACCAAUUCGGUGCAAUGUUAAAUUUGUUAGACUUCAAGAUGUAAAUGAGAAUGCCUAUUCGAAAAUACUUGCAGAUAUUCCAAAGCAAUUUGUAGAAUAUUAUCAAAUUAAUAAAGUUUUCUGA
Messenger RNA from Naegleria gruberi, 2082 nucleotides. RefSeq lists its product as uncharacterized. The record is from RefSeq and is a predicted model, not a curated record. The coding region runs from base 1 to 2082 and encodes 693 amino acids. Gene Ontology annotation, biological process: cellular response to calcium ion. The transcript has 2 exons. Gene Ontology annotation, cellular component: plasma membrane. NCBI's taxonomy places the organism in Eukaryota, Heterolobosea, Eutetramitea, Acrasida, Naegleriidae. Gene Ontology annotation, molecular function: calcium-dependent phospholipid binding.